Guyanagaster necrorhizus is the source of this 258-nucleotide messenger RNA. RefSeq lists its product as uncharacterized. The coding region runs from base 77 to 244 and encodes 55 amino acids. The record is from RefSeq and is a predicted model, not a curated record. NCBI's taxonomy places the organism in Eukaryota, Fungi, Basidiomycota, Agaricomycetes, Agaricales, Physalacriaceae. The transcript has 3 exons.
AUUGACGGCGGACCUGAAAUGACGCCUAAUAUUUAUCACCGCGCUCCACUUACCGACUCCCUUGAAAUAUUAGGAGAUGCUCAUUCCUUUCCAUUCCAUUCUAUUAGGAUUCAUCGCCCUUGUCGUCGGGCUAAGUCUCAUCAUUUUGAUAUCAUGUAUUUCUAUCUUCAUUAUCACCCACGCCCAGUGCGCAGUCAUCGUGGUCGUCGAAAAUCAAGAGCGUCUUUGGAGGCAAAUCAGGUAGCGACAAUGGGUUGA